This is a messenger RNA of Ostertagia ostertagi, 633 nucleotides long. The record is from the annotation of a GenBank genome assembly. NCBI's taxonomy places the organism in Eukaryota, Metazoa, Nematoda, Chromadorea, Rhabditida, Trichostrongylidae.
AUGUGCUGCUUUUUGUUGUGCUACUCUUCAUUUACGAUUCCUCAGGUGCCGGCUGCACCAGGAAUCCAUGGUGGGAGUCAGUCACACGAGUACCAUCUGAAAAAUCCUUUGGACGAAGAUGGAAUACAUUUCUGCUCCAGCUGCGGAUCUGGUAGCAAAAGGGAAGACGGUCCACACGUGUGCGAAUGUGGUGAUCCCACCGCUGUGAGUACAUUCUCCACCGUUGAAGUCGCCCAUACUUUCCAACUCGACUUCUCGGCUGUUUCUUCCUUAAUUCCCGAAGGUGAAGAGCGAAUAUGCUUGCCCUCCGUCAUUGCUCCGUUUUCAGCCGCUGUUGUGGUCACAAAGCAAUUAUUGCAUAAUGUGAUCACUGAGCUGACACUGUCAUCAUUGGAUCGCCUUCUGAAAGGAGGCGUUCUACUCGAUGACCGAGUUGAGGAGAAUGUUGGCAAAAGAAUAAAGUCCUUGCAAGAGAUCGGCAUUCCUCGGAUUAUCGUCCUCGGGAAAACCACUCAAGACACCAUCAAUAAGAUUCCGAAGUUGGAAUUCAUUGCGCCGCCACAACAGAAUUUCCAACAUCCGUGGGAAAGCCGAGAGUUGUCACUGAAUGAGCUUAUGCAGGCGAUUGGAUAG